Megalops cyprinoides (Indo-Pacific tarpon) is the source of this 3445-nucleotide messenger RNA. RefSeq names its product branched chain ketoacid dehydrogenase kinase (gene bckdk). Gene Ontology annotation, cellular component: mitochondrion. Gene Ontology annotation, molecular function: pyruvate dehydrogenase (acetyl-transferring) kinase activity. The transcript has 11 exons. Gene Ontology annotation, biological process: regulation of glucose metabolic process; protein phosphorylation. The record is from RefSeq and is a predicted model, not a curated record. Bases 157 to 1449 code for a protein of 430 amino acids. Lineage: Eukaryota; Metazoa; Chordata; Actinopteri; Elopiformes; Megalopidae.
UGUAGUUUGUAAGGGAUGAGUACAUGAAAUGUGCCUCUCGGUAUGGCAGAAGCGUAGCUAGCUACAACCGCUAAAUGGCUUAAUAAAUUGGCCAUUCCAAAAACCCUUCAAGAAAGAGGGUACACGUCUUGAGUGUACGGACAGACAGUACCGAAAAUGGGAACGAGGGUGACAGGUAGAGCGCUGGAGAUGCUGGGCUGCAGUACUAUCACCAGUCCCGGGGUGACCAGGCUGUUGAGGUCCCCCAUGUCGAAAAUGAUCAGCCCUUUACCGGCGAUGGAAAGCGGUGUUAACGAAAGGUUCCGGUCCACUUCGUCAAUGCAGGGAUAUUUUGAAUUGGCUCGGGAGAGGUCAAAAACUGUUACAUCAUUUUACAACCAGUCUGCCAUCGAUGCAUCUGCAGAAAAGGCCUCGGUCCGACUGACUCCGACCACCCUGCUGUACGCUGGGAAGUCUCCGGAUGGGCAUCAUAUCCUGAGCAGUGCCAAGUACCUGCAGAAGGAGCUGCCCGUGCGCAUCGCCCACCGCAUCAAGGGCUUCCGCAGCCUGCCCUUCAUCAUCGGUUGCAACCCCACCAUCCUGCAAGUGCAUGAGCUCUACAUCCGGGCCUACCACAUGCUGAGCGACUUCCCACCGAUCAAGGAUCAGGAGACAGAGGCGCAGUACAGCAAGCUGGUGCAGCAGCUUCUGGAUGAUCACAAGGACGUGGUCACCAUGCUGGCGGAGGGCUUCCGGGAGUGCCGCAAACACAUCCAGGAUGAGACCCUGGUGCGCAACUUCCUGGACACCACCCUGACAUCUCGUCUAGGCAUCCGCAUGCUGGCCACGCACCACCUAUCCCUGCACGAGGAGAACCCCGACUUCGUGGGAAUCAUCUGCAGGCGUCUUUCUCCGAAAAAGAUCAUCGAGAAGUGGGUGGAUUUCGCACGGCGCCUGUGCGAGCACCAGUACGGCAACUCCCCCCGCGUGCGGAUCAACGGCCACGUGGCGGCCCGCUUCCCCUUCAUCCCCCUGCCGCUGGACUACAUCCUGCCAGAGCUGCUGAAGAACGCCAUGAGGGCCACCAUGGAGAGCCACCUGGACACACCCUACAACGUUCCUGAUGUGGUGGUCACCAUCGCCAACAACGAGACAGACUUUGUCAUUAGGAUCUCUGACCGGGGCGGUGGAAUUCCGCACCACAUCCUGGAGAAGGUGAUGGACUACCACUUCAGCACAGCAGAAGAGAGCGCCCAGGACCCCCGCAUGAGCAACCUCUUCAACACUAUCACCAACAGUGGCCCGCAGUCCGGCCCCAUGCACGGAUUCGGGUUCGGCCUGCCCACCUCCAGGGCGUACGCGGAGUACCUCGGGGGCUCCCUGUCCAUCCAGUCCAUGCAGGGCAUCGGCACGGACGUCUACCUGCGUCUGCGACACAUCGACGGCAAGGGAGAGAGCUUCCGUGUCUGAGGCCCGCCCCACACUCCACCCUGCCUGGGAGACGCUGCUGGAGUGGCCUGGCCCAGUGGACCUUUACUCGGGGAAGACUCCCCCCUGCUGUAGCGCCUGGGGACACCUUAGCAAGGGAAGGGCACUUUUUUUUUCUGUCUCCAGCGGCAACUGUGGAAUCCUGGCGGCCCCAGCCUCAUAAGUCAUUGUCUCCUGCCGUGCACAAGGACAUUACAUAAGAGCCAGCUGCAGCUCCCCACUCCUGCUCGACUGAGGGACAGCUGCGGGCGUGGCUUUUGCUUUUCCGUUUCUGUGUCUAUUCUGUCUCUGUGCUGCUGUGCGAAAGGGGCAGUGUUCAGCAGCGAACGUUCAGAUCACCAGGAGAGUGAUGGUGUACUGCUUAGCAUUGCUGUUGCAGGGAAAACAAAAAAAAAAAAAAAAAACUCUUCGGCCUUAAAGGAGUUGGGUUUGAUCUGUCCGCUUGUACCUCUUACACUACCAUGCCUUUUGAAUAUUCAGGUGAUUCUCAGAGACCGCAAAGCUGAAAGGAGCACACGCGAGCCUCCAUCUGACUCACCAGCCGUCACGCUCCAGCGUCUGCCCGAAAGACUCCUCAUACGUUCCCUCGAGAUGUUGUGGAGGAACUGGCAGUAAACGUCUUGCUGUUGUAUUACCUGUGUCGUGAGGGUGCCUGAGGGAGGUUCUGUCAACGAGCUUGGCUUUGGUCUCAUCCUCCCUGCCCUCUGAUGUGUAUUGGUAACAUCCAUAAACUGACAGACCACAGAAGAGGGUACACGACAUCUGAUUGGAAUUGUUGCCACAGCAGUUUUUCCAUUUUUCAAACAAGUAUUUGUCUACUGCUUUUCAGCAAGGGGUGCUUCAGUCGUUCCUUGUCAACCUGUCAGCUGUCAGUGUUCCACUUCUAUUAUCCAAUGUUCAGUAAGGGAACUAAGGCAAGUCAUGAUAUUACUGAAAUAUUUUAAUGGCAACAUGCAUAUGUUUUAAUAAGCUGAUAUACAAUAUUUACACCAGUUAUAAUUCCAUAUGCUGCGAAACAAUGACAAAAGCUGAACGUUACCCUUUUGGGAUGUCAUAAUGCAGUUCAAUCCACAAUUCAAAGUGUUGUAUAUACAUAUAUGUUGUGUUAAAGAAUUUCGCCUGACAGACUGUUUAAGUAAACCCACGUGUUCAGAUAGAUUGUUGAUUUCCUCAGUGAUAAGCAAACUUUGUGAAAGUAGGUAUUGUACAGAACACAUUCCGAUGAUGGGUCACCAAGUUCAGUCAAACUGAAGAUCCCCAUAUAGUCACUCUGUAAUAGAUGGAAAUUCACCAUGAACUUCACCUGUUGUGAUAGGUAUUUGAAGUGCAUGAUCAGUUCAUGAGAUAAAUGCAAGUUUUAUGCUGGGAUAAGUGUUGUGGUAUUGGGCAUGCAAUUGUGGAUAUUGUGGGUGCUCAACUAGCUUGUUGUAAGGGGCAGCAGUAAGGCUGUGCUUUAUGAACACUGGCGGUGAGAUCAUGUGAAUGUCCUUGAGCAGAUUUUCUCACAGAUUUAUAAGUUAGUACUAGUAAAGAUUUUAUAACAAGCCAGGAGUAUCAGAGUUAGUUUGAUUUUCUAUUCAGUGGGCCACAGGUCUGUCACCAUUUCAAAAACAGACUUGUUAACUAAGCUUGCCCCCUGCUGGCAAGUAUUUAUACCUACAGUCUAGCUGGAAAAAAAGUGAAAUAAAUUAAUAAAGGGGAUAUGGAAUCGCCUUAAAAGGUGCUUUUUUUUAUUUGAAAGUAUGAGAAUGGCACCUGUUAACUGAAUGGUCAGGUAAUUUAAGUUUGUGCAAAUAUGCUUUUUAUUGUCAUAAUGAAAAACUAACAUACCACAGUUAAAUUAACCCUUUUUCCUCUUUAGCGUAUGGCCAAAUUAUGGAGUGAGAUUUCUAUGAAAAGGUUGACAUCAUUUGUCUGAUUUGUUGACUUUUGUUUUCCAUAGAUGUCAAAUGUUUAUAGUUUCUUGGGCAUUAAUUAA